AUGGUUAUCGCUUCUCCCAUCGUGCAGACGAUUUCGACAACCUUCUUCGGAAGCACCACAGUCUCUUCACCUUCAACCACCUUUACCUCGACCUACUCCAUCCCUACAACCUUUACCGCCACCAUUACGCCCGAUCCAUUGCUGGUUGAAAUCGUCGACCCACACGCCGAUAAUAAGUCAUCCAUCGGUGAUCCCAUCACGCUCGCUAUACUGUCUCUUCUCGUUGCCACACUCUUAGGAGGACUUUUGUACUGGUGCCUCCGCAGGCACAGGAAGCAUGAGAAGCGCGACGCCGAAGCCCAGAAGCAACUACCCACAGACGACGAUGACACCGAAAAUGAACCCCCGGCCGUCUUGAACAAGACGGCGCAGCAACCAGAGCCUCGCCGCAGUACGAUGCCAGCCCAAGAUCCUACCAAUCCCGAGCAAAAUCCCACCCCAGCCCAAAAAGAUGUGGCACCGCCCGAGCCGAGUAUGCAGCCUCAAGAACCUGCUCCGCCAGCUCAACAACCCACGACUCAAGAUCCUGCAACUCGGCAAGGAACCAAAUCAAAUGACCUACCACCGAUUCAGGAAGCCGAUAAAGCAUUAUACCUGUCAAAGCUUGAUUGGUUCGUGGCGAUGGGUCUUGGGCUGGUGGUGUUUUUACCCGUUCUCUUUUGUGGUCCCCAGUCAGCAAUGACCUCUAUCCCUAACUUCCCGUAA
Lindgomyces ingoldianus is the source of this 705-nucleotide messenger RNA. RefSeq lists its product as uncharacterized. The transcript has 4 exons. Bases 1 to 705 code for a protein of 234 amino acids. NCBI's taxonomy places the organism in Eukaryota, Fungi, Ascomycota, Dothideomycetes, Pleosporales, Lindgomycetaceae. The record is from RefSeq and is a predicted model, not a curated record.